AUGGAAUGGGAUCUGCUUUUACUGCUUCUGUUUAACCCCCCUCAGAUUGUUUCUUCUUCUCUGAUCUUCCUCAUACAACUAAGGCUUCACCUGAUGUGUCUUGAUGAGCUUUCUUAUCCUUUUUUUCGCCGCCCCUACAACCACCGGCAUCGCCAUCGCCACCUGAAUGGCCCACCACCACCACCGCCGCCACCUACGGUGUCUGCUUACAAGGAAUGUCUCAAGAACCACGCUACCUCUCUGGGCGACCACGUUGUCGACGACUGUGGCGAGUUCAUGUCCUCCCUCACCUCCAUCUCCACCGAGCCCACCUCGCUAAAAUGCGCCACUUGUGGCUGCCACCGCAAUUUCCACCGCCGUGAGCCGAAAGACCCACCACCACCUUCCAUUGCCCAACACGUCAUCGAGUACCAAUCGCAGUACCGCUACCACCCUCCGGUGCUACCGCGCAGUCUAAAUUCAGCAUCUCCGCCGCCGAUCUCCUCCGCCUACUAUCCAUCAGCACCCCAUAUGCUCCUCACCCUCAGUGCUGGGUUAUCGGGGCAAGUACCGGCGAAAAACAGACCGGUAAAUUCAUCCGGGACGGGUAACCCAAAUGGGCGGAAGAGACAUAGAACGAAAUUCACGCAGGAUCAGAAGGAGAGGAUGCUGGAAUUUGCGGAGAGAGUUGGGUAGAAGACGUAGAAGAGGGAUGAUGAAGUAAUCGCCGAGUGCUGCAGCAAUGUUGCAGUCGGCAGAGGCAUUUUCAAGGAAUUAGAG
This is a messenger RNA of Camellia sinensis, 759 nucleotides long. The record is from RefSeq and is a predicted model, not a curated record. Lineage: Eukaryota; Viridiplantae; Streptophyta; Magnoliopsida; Ericales; Theaceae.